Messenger RNA from Dromaius novaehollandiae (emu), 10093 nucleotides. RefSeq names its product unc-5 netrin receptor D (gene UNC5D). The coding region runs from base 138 to 2969 and encodes 943 amino acids. Gene Ontology annotation, cellular component: membrane. Gene Ontology annotation, biological process: netrin-activated signaling pathway; axon guidance. The record is from RefSeq and is a predicted model, not a curated record. The transcript is spliced from 16 exons. Gene Ontology annotation, molecular function: protein binding; netrin receptor activity. NCBI's taxonomy places the organism in Eukaryota, Metazoa, Chordata, Aves, Casuariiformes, Dromaiidae.
GGAGAGAGAGGGGGAGGAAAAAAAAAGGAGGAGACUCCCCCGGCUUGGACUGCAGUCCGGAGCCACCGAAAGGAGAUUUACAUCCUCUUCUCCUUCCCGCGGCCGGAGGGGAGAGGACCGGGAGUUGUGGGGACAGCAUGGGCCAAGGGGCUGGAGGGAGAAGCUGCCCCCUGCGCCAGAGGCGGCGGCUGCUGCUGCUGCUGUUGCUGCUGGGGCGCUGCAGCUGGACAGCUGCCCUGCGAGGAAAUGAUAACAGUGAAGCCCUUCCAGAGUCUAUUCCAUCUGCUCCUGGAACACUGCCUCAUUUUAUGGAGGAACCAGAUGAUGCCUACAUUAUAAAAAGCAACCCCAUUGUCUUACGUUGCAAAGCUAUGCCAGCUAUGCAGAUUUUCUUCAAGUGUAAUGGUGAAUGGGUCCAUCAAAACGAGCAUGUGUCUGAGGAAAGCAUGGAUGAGACUACAGGCUUAAAAGUUCGAGAGGUGUUCAUCAACGUGACAAGGCAGCAGGUGGAAGAUUUUCACGGGCCAGAAGAUUACUGGUGUCAGUGUGUUGCAUGGAGCCAUCUAGGGACCUCAAAGAGUAGGAAGGCCUCUGUCCGUAUAGCUUAUUUACGGAAAAACUUUGAGCAAGACCCACAAGGGAAGGAGGUUCCUAUCGAAGGGAUGAUUGUUCUCCACUGUCGGCCGCCUGAGGGAGUUCCUGCAGCUGAGGUGGAAUGGUUAAAGAAUGAGGAGCCCAUUGAUUCGAACCUGGAUGAGAACAUUGACACCAGAGCAGACCACAACCUCAUCAUUCGUCAGGCACGUCUGUCUGACUCUGGGAACUAUACCUGCAUGGCUGCUAACAUUGUUGCCAAGAGAAGGAGCAUGUCUGCGACUGUUGUGGUAUAUGUAAAUGGAGGCUGGUCGUCAUGGACUGAGUGGUCAAACUGUAAUGCACGGUGUGGUCGAGGCUGGCAGAAGCGAUCGCGAACCUGUACAAACCCUGCUCCACUCAACGGAGGUGCUUUUUGUGAAGGCAUGUCAGUGCAGAAAAUUUCCUGCACUUCACUUUGCCCUGUGGAUGGAAACUGGGAGGUGUGGAGUGAAUGGUCUGUUUGCAGCCCAGAAUGUGAGCACUUGAGAGUUCGGGAAUGUGUUGCUCCGCCUCCAAGAAACGGAGGAAAAUACUGCGAGGGCUUGAGUCAAGAGUCAGAGAAUUGCACUGAAGGGCUUUGCAUUCAAGAUAUUGAGAAUGCCAGUGACAUUGCUUUAUACUCUGGCCUGGGAGCAGCAGUCAUUGCUGUCGCUGUGCUGGUGGUUGGUGUUACCGUUUACAGACGGAGUCAGAGUGAGUACGGCGUGGAUGUGAUUGAUUCGUCUGCACUGACAGGAGGCUUCCAGACAUUUAAUUUUAAAACAGUCAGACAAGGUAACUCCCUGCUUUUGAACUCAUCCAUGCAGCCUGACUUGACAGUGAGCAGAACAUACAGUGGACCAAUCUGCCUGCAGGAUCCCAUGGACAAGGAGCUAAUGACAGAGUCUUCACUGUUUAACCCACUGUCAGACAUCAAAGUGAAAGUUCAGAGUUCAUUCAUGGUUUCCCUAGGGGUGACAGAGAGGGCUGAAUAUCAUGGAAAGGCACAUUCUGGAACUUUUCCUCAUGAGAAUAGCAGGGGCUUUGGCACAAUACAUGCUAGAAGCAAGGCUACAUACAUUCAGAACCUUUCUUCUAUUUCAACAAAAAGUGAGCUGAAGACAACUGCCAUUUUUGGACACCUGGGUGGCCGUUUAGUGAUUCCAAACACAGGAGUCAGUCUGUUGAUACCACAUGGAGCUAUUCCUGAAGAGAGUUCAUGGGAAAUCUAUCUUGCCAUCAAUCAAAGGGAGUCCAGCCUACAGCCAGAUGGCACAGAUGUUCUUCUAGGUCCAGAAGUAAGUUGUGGUCCCUCAGAUGCAUCUGUCAGCACUCCAUUUGCCUUGACUAUACCACACUGCGCAGAAUUAAAUUCAGAGCACUGGAAUAUACACUUGAAAAAAAGGACACAACAAGGAAAAUGGGAGGAAGUGAUGUCUGUGGAAGAGGAAACUACUUCUUGCUACUGCCUGUUGGAUCCUUAUGCCUGUCACAUUCUCUUAAACAGCUUUGGAACUUAUGCUCUUAUUGGAGAGCCCAUCUCUGACUGUGCCGUUCGACAGCUGAAAGUAGCGGUUUUUGGAUGCAUGUCUUGCAAUUCUCUGGAUUACAAUCUGAGAGUAUAUUGUAUGGAUAACACACCCUGUGCAUUUCAGGAAGUGGCUUCAGAUGAAAAGCUCCACGGAGGACACUUACUGGAGGAACCAAAACUUCUGCAUUUCAAAGGGAAUACCUUCAGUCUUCAGAUAUCUGUCCUUGAUAUCCCUCCUUUUCUCUGGAGAAUUAAACCAUUUACUGCAUGUCAGGAAGUCCCAUUCUCUCGUGUGUGGUGCAGUAACCAGCAGCCACUGCACUGUGCCUUUUCACUGGAGCGCUAUACUCCGGCAACUACACAGCUGUCCUGCAAGAUCUGCGUCCGACAAGUCAAAGGUCAUGAGCAAAUUCUACAGAUCCAAACAUCCAUUCUUGAGAAUGAAAGGGAAACCAUCGCUUUCUUUGCACAUGAUGACAGCAACUUCCCUGCACAGAUGGGCCCAAAAGCCUUCAAAAUCCCCUACUCUAUCAGACAGAGAAUAUGUGCAACAUUUGACACACCCAGUGCCAAAGGCAAAGACUGGCAGAUGUUAGCACAAAAAAACAGCAUCAACAGGAAUCUCUCUUACUUUGCUACACAAAGCAGUCCAUCUGCUGUCAUUUUGGACCUCUGGGAAGCCCGACAUCAGCAUGAUGGUGACCUUGACUCCCUAGCAUGUGCUCUGGAAGAAAUAGGAAGGACACACUCUAAAAUCCCAAACAUAACAGAAACUGAGAUUGAGGAGCCUGACUUCAACUACAGUAGACAAAACGGACUUUAGUCAUCUCUUCUCCAUUCAAGAACCGAUGGCCAGCUUUGACUUUUACACUAGAGAAUCUCUUUGGCAGGGAGGAAAUAAAGGUUUGUGCACAUUGUGUAUAAGGAAACAGACAUUAAUUUCCACAAUGCAGUUUUCAUUUGGAGGAGCAGAAGUCGUCCCAUUACAAAUCAUCUCAGUAAUAAGGAAAAUUUAAGCUUCUCCCUGUCCUACAGCUCUCUCUCAUUUUAAAUUUUAAAAUAUGUUUUUCAGUGUCAAAAACAAAACUACACACCUACCAUUCCCAGGGGCAGGAAGGGUUGAAAUAAAUAGAGCUAUGAAAGGUAAAUGUUAUGAUGUAAUAUAUUUAGGAAACAAUAAUGCCAAUCAGAAGAAAAAAUGCCUAGUGAUAAUCAGUGAAUAUGAUAUUGAAUAUUUAAAGCCACGAGAGGUUACUUCUAGUUUAAAGGUUUGUCUUGGUGGGGCCUUGAGUCCCUUUUGUCCUGCAUCUCUCUAACUUACCAUGCUUCAAGGGUGGAUUUAAAAUGCCCUUUGAUAGCAUCGAGUCACUUUGUAUUUGCUGUAAUCUAGCUGCAGGACAGUUGAAAAUCAGGCAUUGUCCUAUUCAGACAUUUGAGGAAGUAGAAUAUCUCCUAUUUAAUUGUCAUCCAAACAAUUCACGUUAAAAAUUCAAUCACUUAAUGAAUGUACCUUUCUGCAGUUUUCCUGGCUAUUCUGUUAACUAAGUAACACAACAAAAUCUUCCUCUAUGAAACUACUCUGUGUGUGUGCCUGGGUGCACACGCGCGUGUGCAUGGGCGCAACAUGUGAGGCUUUCUAAAAGUUCUCAGUUUGCAGACUUAGUCAAAGUUAUUGUUGGGGGGGGUGGGGGGAAAGGGGGUUUAAACAACCAAAUGAAACACAGCAAAUUGACAGCCCCGUUUUAGCAAGUUGCACUUUUUUGUAUUACUGUAUUUUGGGACUAAAUUAAAAAGUGAAGGUGAAUUCAAUCAGCACAGCUUAAUUUUGGUUGGGUUUCAGAUUGAAGCAUUAAACCCUACAAGGUACUCCCAAAAAUUGGCUCGAGUUCAUUCUAGAAUUUGCCAGUUCAGCAGAAUUUUCACAGUUUCAACAGAAUAUAAUAAAGCUAGCUGUGUUGCACUUGGUUUAAUUACAAAGAUUUUGUAUUUACCACCAAAACCAGAAUUUAGCUAGAGAAUUCUCCUUAUUUUUCAUCCAUCUCAUACAAGAAUAAUUUUACUUCAACUGAACCAAAAAAAGUUGUCACUGUGAGUGAGUGUCCUAGUGAAACUGGUACUAAGCCAGAUUUAACCAGUAUUUUUACUCAUACAAUAUAUUCUUUAAAUUAGCCAAGGUGCUUGUUAGCUCUGGCCCUAGGCUAUCAGUCAGCUUUGGAGAUGUGAACACAAUCAGUAUAAAGCAGGAAUAUGACCAGGAUUUUAAGAAUGUUAUAGAAAUGCAAGAAACUGAAAACCAGACUUCAUUUUUUUUUACCCCCAGAUUUGGCUGAGAGGAGCAUGACAAGCCAUAGAGUACCUACUACCCCGUGUGCACAUUCAUAAUUAUCUGAAACUAUUUUUUCCACCCAAGAUUCCAGUUCUGAAAGUACAAUUAACAGCUCUUGAUGCCAGACUUUGCUUGUUCUCAUUGAUCUGAAAUUGCAACUUUCAUUGCUUUUCCAGCUCAGCAGUCUGGAAUAGAUCCAGUAAGUCUAAACUUACUUAAAAAUACUUAGACUCUCCUAAACAUUUUUUGCCUGUUAGUACUUCAUGCCACUGGACAUGAGAUUUCCUGUUUGGAAUGGGAAAUCAUAAUGGCUGCAAGCGUAUUUAAGACCAAGACAAAAAUACCAGCUUAUUCGGCAGCAAGCUGUCACUGUAAUCAGCAGCACAUGGUUCUUUUUGUUUGAAUUUUAUUUCUAGUGACUUCAUUCCUCCUCCUCCGAAACCUGUUCUGCAUUGGACAAAAAUGUCAUGAAUUAAAAAAUGAAAAAUAGGCAAUGGCAUCCACAGCAGAGCACUGUGCAGUUUUAGUGAGCUGCCGUUGUCUGGGAAACCUGCUACAGUCGCUCUCCAGCAGUUAAUUUGUUCUUAGCUUCUUUUCAGAUGCAGUUUUAAUUUGGUUGUUGCUUUUUCAAACUAGCUUAGGUUAGUCACCACAAUAUAGAUACCUAAGUACUACCAUACAGGUUCUGUAACAUAUUCAUGUCAUUGUGAAGCUCUAUAUGUUUUCCAAAUAUACUAGAGCUAAACACAGCAUAUGGGGUUGAAAACAGCUGCUAUGUAGAGUUCAUAUCUUAAAGCUUUUUCUCAGGAAACUCAGUGUUUACUUUUAAGACUCUGGUAGCUCUGAAAAACCUCUGUGUACAGUGACACCCAGCUCUGCAAAGCCUAGAGAGAAACCAGCAGCUGUCUAGACCAACCUCCUCCAAAGUGCACCUGAAAGGGCCUUCAGACUGAAGGGAUGCAUUUUGCAUGUUUUUUAGGCUGAAGAACCCUAGUCUAUUCUGUCUCUCUGAACAUCCUUGUUGUUGUUCUCUGUAUCUUCUCUAGUUCUUCUAUAUCUUUUUGGAGAUGGAGUGACCAAUGACCUGUCUGCUUUGCAGCAACAAAUAUGCAGGCUAAAUCACUCAAUUCCUCCAGUUCCUCAAUUUGUCACAGUUCCAAAUUCAGUACCAAGCAUCACAACAGAUGAGGAUCUUUCUAUAGCAUAUAGCCAUGAGAAAUGCCCGUGAGAGAGUGUAGGACCCCUGAGAAUGCAGGAACUGACUUUACACUGCUAAUUAAUUUACUCAAACUAAUGCAUCAUCAAGAGUCGAUUCAGCUGCUUGAACAUCCAGAAAAUAAAACCUGUGAGCAAAAACUGUGUAGCUUAAAGAUAAGACUGAGAAGUGACAAAGAAGAGUUCAAAAUAAUUAUAAAACAGGACCACAAAAUACCACAAAAAGGAGAAAUAUGUUCUUCAUGACAGAAAGGAGGAAGUAAUGGGUCAAGAAGAACUUAGGUUAUACUUUUGAGUGGAAAAACAGGCUACAAACUUUUUCUAUUCCCUUUUCCCCUACCCCUGGGAAAUUUGCAUCUGUUGAUUACCUGAUGUAGCUGGUACAGACAUGGUUGUUUUCUGAUGCUCUUUCUGUCGUUUUAUGUUAGCAUCAUGGGAUGAUAAUAAUACUUAACAUUUUUACUCAUAGAGGCUAAUGUCAGUUCUCCUCCCCUUUUAUGUACUGUCCCAGUUUUAGAGAUGGAAAAAUUAAAAAGGGGUUUUUUUGGAAGUGUUUCAUGUAAAUGAGGCAGCCACAAAUGGAUUUUGUGCUACCAUUAACAAAGAGCCAUACAAUUUAAGUAAAGAUGUUAAAUGGUUCCUCCUCUUUUCCACAGUAGGAGGCAGCUGAUUUUUGACAGCUUUUUUUCCACAAAGUCUGUGGUAAGGAUGCUUUGCAAUAUAAUAUUCUCUCAGAAUGAUAAUUCAGAAUUUUAUGCAAAUACUAUAUGAAUAGAUCUCUUGAAAAUGAUUUGCACUCUUAAAAUUCCAGAAGCACAUUUUCAAUAUCUAUGUUAUGUAGAUUUUUUUUUGAAAAUCUGGACAUACCUGAUUUGAUCCAAAAGGCAGAUGUUAGUCAGCAUCUGAACCAGGAUUAGAUGCCAGAAAUUCAAAAUUGAUUCCCUUCCUCUAUUUUAUAAAUUAUGACUUUUGUGGGAAAAAAGAAAAAAAAAACUCUUUGCAAACAAAAAAGUAAAAGGAAGAGAAAUCCUACAUUGAACACUUAAGAUUCUGUCUAGCUGCCCUGAGUCUGAUAGAGUGAAACAGACAGGUUGAUUUUACAUCACCUAAGAAUCUGCUUAAAUAUAUUUUCAUCUUCCAAAGCAUUUUUUCCUGGCUAUUUCUGCACAGUGAGUCAUUUAAGACUAAUAGUUGUGUUUUAAAAAUGACUUACAGUUUUGUCACCAAAAUGGUGCACUUCACAGCUUUGCAGACUGCAGCAUCAUAAAGUUAAUUUCCAGUUUUUACAAUAUUGCUUUUGCAAUCUUAGUAGCUUACAUUAAAAUCCUUUAAGCCACACGGAAAGGCUGCCUGCUCCAUAGAUUUAAAUGCAAACUUCAUUUACCAGUGCAAGUCCCAUAAAGCCAAGAUACGCUCCCAGAAAUAUUUUACUGGGCUUUUUGUAAUAGAUGAAAAGGUACUGACACAAUUCUCUUAAAAGACAGAGAGCUAUUAUUAUUAUUGGUUUUAUUAUUAUUUUUAUCUCUGGCAACAGCUGGUCUCUUCCUCUCUGGCCUGUGCACAGUUUGCGGUGCGAGUUAAGGGAGAAAAGAGAGAGCUCUCUUUUUAGGAGUACAAGGUAUUGGCAUCAUACAAGAGGUCCAUUCAUAUAUUUUCCUUUGAAAGACAGUGCUAUAUGGGAGUUUUAAACAUUCAGUAAUUGUUCAAUUCCAGAUAAUAUUUCCCACUAUGAAAAUAAUAGCUCGUGUAUACAGCUAAGCUAAAACAAGUAAGAAACGGUUGUGGAUUUCUGUUCCUGAUUAGACCGUUUUCAGUCUGUUUCUGCCUACAAUACACAGACUCAGACUUACUUUUAAACAAAGAACUGCAUUAAGUCUGGGAUCAUAAUUAACUGAGUGAAAAAAGGAAGUUAUUUCAAAGUCCUCAGCAACUGUGAAUGAUCUGAAAAUUUGUCUUUCUAGCUUUUGUUUUACUAAUUUGAAUUAUUUACACUUUUUACACAGGAGUAGAGGUGGUCACAUUAUUCAUUGAGAACCUUUUUCAUGUUAAACCUGCUGAAGAGUUUUCUAUGGCUUGUUCAUUCCUGGUGUAUGCUUUUAACAAAAUUACUCCCUUGACAUUAUUCCUGCUGUAGGAGAGGUUAUCUGUUUUUCUGCAGCAGCAUGUCAAAUAGUACGUGUACCCUUUUCUUUGAUAGAUAAUGAUUGUCUAGUUAAAAUUAGUUAAAACUUAAGGGAUUCCUGGACAAACACAGUAAGAUAAAGCACUAGGUAUAUAACAGACUUAAUACUUGCAGUGACAAAUCAAACUCCAUACAUUGGCAAAAGAUCAUGAAUCAUUUCCUAAAAAUGAACAAUCUAGCUCUUCACAUUACAAUGGUAAUAUUAAUGGUCUGAAAAAUCUCCUUUCCAACAUGAACAAAAACAAAUAAAUCAUUCUAAGAUUAAAGAAUCCCUUAGAGAAUCAUUUAAUAGUAACAGUAUCUGUAAUGCAGAAAACAGAACUGAUGUUCUGCUCAUUGUCACAAGUAAACUAAAAAAGCUGUCAGUAUCCAUGUUCACUGUUCUGUCCAAAAAUAAAAUAAUGUCUAGGAAUUUGCCACUAUAUUUUUUGUAUUGGAGGUGAAUAGUACAGAUUCUAAUAGUAUUUCUUGUCUGGGGCUGGGGUGGGUAGGGUUGUAUUGUAAUUUUCAAGUUAUUGCAGAAGCUGCUUUUAAAUAAGCUGUUCAGUCGUGUUGAAUAACUGGUUUGUGCUUUACAAGGGAAUCCAGGUGAGCCAGGAUUCAAUGGGUAGCCUCCUUGCCUUGCUGUUACAGGGUAACUACAGCUGAAGUCACUUGUGAAGAUUUAGUUUAGGGAUAGGGAGAUUAGAUGACCCAUCCCUGCUCUGUAAUGUAGUGUACUGUAACCUGCUGAGAUUAGACACUCACCUACUGUAGAACUGUGGUUUUGUCAGCAGCUGCUUAGUGUGUCUGCCCCCGGUGUGAUGACCUUGGUUAAGAAUGUCCUUCCACAGAUUUAGGAUGAUGUCAGCCCCUACGUGUUAUCUGGUCUCUGUAUAUAUAUCCUACUGUCUAAUCCCAAAAGGAAAUGUGUAGCACAAAAUGAAGUUAAGGGUGCUGUGCACCAAGCCUGGUCUAAGUUUUUUCUGAUAUGGAGGCAUGGGGAAGACACGGAUGUAACAGCAAGUAUAUUUGCUACAGAGAACAAGAUUAUUGCCUAACAGAUCCUCACUUAGAACUGGCUGAAGCUUUGUUUUUGCAGUCAAAAAAUUUAAGACCUGGUAUUUCCUAUAUUGAAAUUUGGAAUAUUAACUUUAUGGUGAUGAUAUCUUUUCAAAAUUCCUUCAAAGGGAAUAUUCACAUUAAAUCUUCUGUAAGCCUUCUGUAUUCUCCCCACUUUCCAACUAGAAAACAGAUACCAUUACUGAAACUCAUACAGUUCCCUGAUGCAUCUGUAAGCAGUAUACAGAUGCCUCACUGGGGAAGUAGCAUAAAUAUACUUCUAGCCUAUAUUUGGGAACAGCAAACUUUGACAUCAUAUAAUUUGACACUUGGGAGAUGCAGAAGCCUCUUCCCAUUUCUUAAUCAAAUUCAUUCCCAUUGUAACUUUGCUGAUCUUAUUUUAUAUCUGAGUACAAAAACAUUAAGUAUACACCUUUGCUAAUUUGGAUGAGGUAAAAUGUGGUGCUGGUCAGUCUGUUGAGUCCUAAAUCAAUGUUAUGCAUGAGUAGACCUACCUGAAAAAUUUCCAUUGUAUUUUCAACUUCCAAAGCUUUUAACCAGCCUUUAUGCUGAAAAGGGGAGGGAGGAACUUUAACCUAAUCAAAUACUUUCCCACUGAAAUGCUGGGGUGGGGGUGGGGAGUCUAUACACAGCACUACUAUAAAAGUAUUCCUCUACUGAGACCUAUUUCUAAGACUUUUCUCUUCUACUCCUUUAUUUUUACAAUGAACACUUCUCCCCAUGGUUUCAGUGUGUUUAGAACUGAAAAAAGAGCAGAGGUUUGAAUGCUUUCUUUAGUAUGAAGCUGAAGGAGCAAGGAAGAGAGACAGAAGAACAUUAAAUAAAAAAGCAUGGCCUUGGCUUCAUACCACACUUUCUGUGCCUUGUUCUAUCAAUGUAAAUUCUGAAUGUUGUACAGUAAAAUACUUGGGAAAGAUUCCUUGGAAAAGGCUGCACUGGCUUCUUUUUUCAGCACAUGUACAUAUAUAAAUAUAUAUACAUAUAUAUAUUUGGUAAUGCCAAACAGCUGUGUUAUAUUGUACUGAAAAAAAUAAUAAUGGACAGUUUGGAUGUUUUAUGUAGAGUUUGCAAAAAUUGUAUGGCUAUAGCCUUUUGAAAAUAAAUGUACAGACAUAAAUUACUGCAUAUCAGUUAUUUAUGAAUAAAGAGUCUUUUACUGACA